UCUUUGACUAAAAUACAGUACAUUACGUUCGACAUGUCUCUCUAUCAAAAUCUCGCUCUCAAUGGCUCUUUUGCCUGGCAAGGCUUGCGCCAUCCAUUGGAUAUGUACUCAAGUCUUGGUCCUACGUUGAGCGAAGCUACCUUUGGCUUGUUGGGAUUCUCCUUUGAGCCGAGAAGAGAUAUUGGCGACCUCUCCGGGAAGGUCAUUUUUGUCACAGGAGGGAAUGCUGGUCUUGGAAAAGAGACCGUUCUUCAGCUUGCGCAACAUAACCCGUCCCGCAUAUACCUCGCCGCUCGAGAUGCCACUAAAGCUCGCGAGGCCAUCAGCUCGAUUCAUGACACUAUUUCCGCCUCCGUCGACAUCAGACAUAUUGAUCUUGAUUUGUCUUCUUUCCAGUCUAUACGCGAUGCUGCAGAGAAGUUUUGCUCGGAGUGUGACCGCUUGGAUAUCCUGAUCCUCAACGCCGGCACCAUGGCGAAUCCGCCAGAGCUUACAAAGGAAGGGUUCGAAAUUCAAUUCGGAACAAAUCAUAUAGGCCAUUUCCUGCUUACCAAACUGCUCCUCCCCACGCUAAAAAAAACCGUCGGAAGCCCCUCAUCAGAUGUAAGAAUAGUGACGUUGAGUUCCGUGGGGAGCCAUGCUGCUCCGUCCUUUGAUGUCAUGACCUCAACGUCUGCUCUCCUGGCCGCCCACACGCUAGUCCGUUAUAGCGCGUCCAAAGCUGCCAAUAUCCUUUUCGCGUCGGAGCUUGCUCGCCGAUACCCAGAGAUUCUCUCGGUUUCUGUUCAUCCGGGUGCAGUGUCCAGCGAACUAUAUCGCCAUACCAGCGCGAUGAAUGCCGUCUCAAGAUUUGGGCUUAAUAUACUUUCUACUGUGUUUCGUAGUAUACGCACAGGAGCAAUGAAUCAGCUCUGGGCGGCUGGGACGGAGAGAGAGCAACUGGUCAACGGGGCUUACUAUGUCCCAAUCGGGGUGCGCGGCUCGAGCAGAUUCGCCGAUGAUGCAGACAUGGCACGAAAGCUCUGGGAAUGGACGGAGAAUCAGAUCGCCGAGAAAUCGUGA
Aspergillus nomiae NRRL 13137 is the source of this 1062-nucleotide messenger RNA. Its product is annotated as putative short-chain dehydrogenase/reductase family protein. The record is from RefSeq and is a predicted model, not a curated record. Lineage: Eukaryota; Fungi; Ascomycota; Eurotiomycetes; Eurotiales; Aspergillaceae. The transcript has 2 exons. The annotation marks the transcript as partial.